AUGCCUCAAAAACUAUGGAAAUCUGAUUGUCAAAAGGAAGAGGACAAAUCAUUUAACAGAUGGAGAUUCACGGAAACCUGGCUAUUAGACUACGCAAAAACAUAUGGCAAGGAGUCUACUAAACAGCCAAGAGGAAAACAGUUAAUAAGAAAACCAGGACCAAAAAACUCUGAUAGGAUUUUAACUAAAGCAGAGAUAAAGUUAUUAUCUAGAGGCUUGAAAUAUACACCCACCCCACGUAUGAAUAACCAAGAACUUAAAACGGACGUAAAGGAAUAUACAAGGCGACUACGACUAAGGGAAUACUUUUACGAAGAUAACAACGAAUCAACAGAAGAUAGUGAAAAUGAGGAACCAGAGGACCUGGUUAGAAAUAAAUCCCACUUUAUUCCAAAACGAGGUAGAAAUCGAACUCUAGAUACGGUAUGUGAAACCCUAGAUAAUAUAAACCUACCUAAUAUUAAGAAGAAUAUUAGAUCUAAUCUCACAAAAGAAGAGCAAAAAGCUUUAAAUGACUUACAUAAUGACGAAAGUAUCGUUAUCAAAGAAGCCGACAAAGGAGGUGGAGUAGUCUUCAUGAAUAAAACAUAUUACGAACGUAAGAUUUUGAAUAUGCUACAGGACCCUAACUACUAUGGGAGUAUUAAUGCAAAUCACGAGACAAAAACUUUAGCAAAGAUAAAACAACUUGUCAGUGGGCCAUCCUCGGGAGAUAUAACUGUUAAGGAGAAAGACUAUCUCACAAACUUUGAAACAAAAGAGAGUCAAUUUUACGGAUUACCAAAAGUACACAAGUCAUCAGAAAUCAAAAACGCCAUACAAGCUCAGAAAGGAGAAUAUAUGUGCUGUCUAAAUCCUGAAGAUCUCUCUUUUCGGCCAAUCGUAGGGGGGCCUAAUUGUUCAACUCAAAGACUGAGUCACUUGUUAGACAUUUUAUUAAAGCCUUAUUUUGAAAAGGUUCCCAGUUUUAUAAGAGAUGAUAUAGAUUUUAUCAACCACCUACCAGAACAUAUUCAACCUAAUACGAAACUCGUGUCAUUCGACGUCGUGAAUUUAUACACAAAUAUACCUGUGGACUUGGGUAUAAAAGCGGUUAAAUACUGGAUUGAUAGAUACCCAGACUUACUACAGGAUCGUUUUGAGCAAGAAUUCAUCUUAGAAGGAUUAAGAAUUAUACUUCAAAACAAUACAUUUGCCUUCGGAAUGGAGCAUUUUAUUCAAACCAAAGGAACAGCGAUGGGAAUAAAAGUAGCUCCCACGUAUGCCACCUUAACUUUGGGAUACCUCGAGCAAAAACUCCAUCAACAACUUGUCACUCUAUGGGGAGAAGAGGACGCUGAAGCUAUAACAUCAAAGUGGAAACGAUUUUUGGAUGACUGUUUCAUUCUUUGGAAUGACAACAUUGAGAGAUUAUCAACUUUCCACCAAUUAUUAAACGACUUAGAUUCCAACAUUAAAUUUACCAUGGAAAGCAGCGAUAUGGAAUUACCUUUCCUUGACGUUCUUGUCGUCAAAGAAGAUACCAAACUUUCAACGGAUAUCUUCUACAAAUCAACUGACACCCACCAGUAUUUACAUUUUGGAUCCUGUCACCCUCAUCACACAAAAACAGCAAUUCCAUACAAUCUGGCUAGACGUUUAUGUGCUAUCGUUAGGGACGAAAACACCAGAGAUAUCCGACUAAAAGAACUCAAGUUAUACCUUUUAAAACAGGGAUAUCCUCAAAACCUGAUAGAUAACGGGAUAUUGAAAGCCAAAGGAUAUGAACGGUCAGAAUUACUGUCUACAAAAACCCAGGAAAAUAAAACGGAUAUAAUUCCAUUUGUGCAUACCCACAAUCCAAGGAAUCACAAUUUGACCCCCGUAGUACACCAACUUAACAACGCUCUGAAAACGGACCGGUCAACACAACAAAUAUAUAGAGAUGUAAAAUUUGUUAACAGCAGAAGACAGCCCAAGAAUCUUAGAAGAAUUCUGUGUUCGUCCCAUUUUAAGAAUAGUUACAAAGUGACUAAGUGUGAAGACGCGCGUUGCGGGACGUGUACACAUAUAAUGGAAGGAUCAACUUCUGACUUUAAUGGAAGACAAUUCAAAGUCAAUGCAAACAUGUCUUGUGCCACUAAAAAUGUAAUAUAUGUAAUAACGUGUGCUGGAUGCCAAGAAUUUUAUAUCGGGGAAACGAGCAAUCAAUUGCGUGCCCGGGUGCGUGUCCACCGACAACAUAUUAACUCUCCAGAAUAUCGGCAGAUCCCUCUGAGUGAAAAUUUGGAUACUUGUGGAAAUAAACAAUUCACUAUAUUUCCUUUUUACAAACUUUCAAGUGAAAGUGAUAUUCAGAGACGUGAGAAAGAAAAACAUUUUAUACAUAUGUUCAAACCUAGACUGAACAAUUGA
This is a messenger RNA of Saccostrea cuccullata (small rock oyster), 2394 nucleotides long. RefSeq lists its product as uncharacterized. The transcript has 2 exons. The coding region runs from base 1 to 2394 and encodes 797 amino acids. The record is from RefSeq and is a predicted model, not a curated record. NCBI's taxonomy places the organism in Eukaryota, Metazoa, Mollusca, Bivalvia, Ostreida, Ostreidae.